Messenger RNA from Drosophila ananassae, 5007 nucleotides. RefSeq names its product AP2-associated protein kinase 1. Lineage: Eukaryota; Metazoa; Arthropoda; Insecta; Diptera; Drosophilidae. The transcript has 8 exons. Gene Ontology annotation, biological process: positive regulation of Notch signaling pathway; protein phosphorylation; regulation of clathrin-dependent endocytosis. The coding region runs from base 334 to 4821 and encodes 1495 amino acids. The record is from RefSeq and is a predicted model, not a curated record. Gene Ontology annotation, molecular function: ATP binding; AP-2 adaptor complex binding; protein serine/threonine kinase activity. Gene Ontology annotation, cellular component: cytoplasm.
CCCGGCUCUGGUCACACCGUCCUCAACGAACAACUUGAAGAGCUGCAGGAAAAUCGAAAAACUUUCUUUUUCGCUGCAGUGUGUGUGUGUCUGUGCAUUCAAAAUAUCAUAAUUAAGCUAACGCAUCCCCAACGCGAACGCGGAUCAAUUGGCAAGCGGCAACGCCACCCGCUAUUGCGAAAAAAACGAAUAAUAUUGCCAAAAACACCUACGCGCAGGCAAUUAAGACCGUGCGAUUGUCUGUGUUAGUGUGUGUACGAGUGUGUGUGUGUGUGUGGGAGUGUGUGUGUGCUGCUUUCGAAGCAGUAAACAUUUGCGAGAAAAUCGAGGAAAAUGAAGAAAAUCCUUUCCAAGUUCGAGCGCAAUGAGAACUCGCGACUGGAGAAUCCGCACAACAGCAGCUCGUCCUCGUCCUCGAACGAGAAGAACUCCUUCGUGGGCAAGGUCUUUACAGUGGGACGCGUCGCAGUUACCGUGGAAGAUGUCCUGGCGGAGGGUGGCUUCGCCAUGGUGUUCCUCGCCAGGGGCAAUGGGGGCGGCAAUUCCGCAGCCACCAAGUACGCCCUGAAGCGCAUGUACGUCAACAAUGAGCACGAUCUGAAUGUGGCCAAGCGGGAGAUCCAGAUUGCGAGCAACCUCAGCGGGCACAAGAACAUAAUCGGCUAUGUGGACUCCAGCAUCACACCCACGGGCAAUGGAGUGUGCGAGGUGCUCCUCCUAAUGCCCUACUGCAAGCAUCACAUGCUGGCCAUGAUGAAUGCAAGAUUACAAGUCGGCUUUACGGAGCCCGAGGUGCUGACCAUCUUCUGUGAUAUUGCCGAGGCUGUCUCGCGGCUCCACUACUGCCAGACACCCAUCAUCCACCGGGACUUGAAGGUGGAGAACAUCCUGCAGACGGACGCCGGAAACUUUGUGCUCUGCGACUUUGGUUCGGCGACAGCCAAGACCCUGAAUCCGCAGCAGCACGGCGUCACUGUAGUGGAGGAGGAGAUCCAGAAGUAUACGACGUUGUCGUACCGAGCACCCGAAAUGAUUGAUCUGUAUGGGGGAAAGAGUAUAACCACAAAGGCGGAUAUCUGGGCCCUGGGCUGCAUGUUGUACAAACUGUGCUUCUUCUCAUUGCCCUUCGGGGAGAGCACCCUGGCCAUCCAAAAUGGACAGUUCUCCAUUCCGGACAACUCCAAGUACUCAAAGGGCAUGCACCAGCUGAUCAAGUACAUGCUGGACACGGAUAUGGAGCGGAGGCCCAAUAUAUGGCAGGUGUGCGAAGUGGCCUUCCGACUGGCCGGCAAAGAUAAUCCCGUUCAGAAUCUGCAUAAGACACCCAUUCCAAACUUCGACCUGCUCCAGGUACCUCCUUUCGAGUCGGAGGCCAAACGAAUCAGUGCUGCCGCCGCCAAGGCGGCCAAGCCCCAAAACGUGUCGAUUGUGGAGGCUGGUACCAGUGUCGCCCCACGCUCCCGGCCCAAAGGAUCAUCCUCGGUGCACGGCGGCAACGCCCUGGGUCUGGGCCUGCCGCCCAGUCCCUCGCCCCGGCAGAAUAUCACCUCUCCACAACCACAGGCGCAGGCUCAGCUCCCCCAGCCCGUUGUCGAGCAGUUCCAGGCCAACUUUCCAGCCAUGCCGGCCGCAGUUCCUCCUCUUCCAGCUCCGCAGGCCCAGGCAGCUGUUUCAGCAGCUCCUGUGGCCGCUGCCAGCAACCUCUUUGAAUCCAGUGGCUACCCGGAUCCCUUCAAUGAGCCAGCCACGGCUGCAGUUCCAGCAGCAAAUCUGCCAGCAACCGAGGACACCAACAAGGAAGAGGUGCCUCAGGAACUGGCUGUACCUGGUGGCACGCCCACGAAGAACAUGCUGACGCCUCCGAAGCCCAGCGGAGGUGGAGGUCACAGGCGCAAUGUCAGCGACACGUCGGCCUUCAAUAAAACGUUUGCCAAUGAAACGAGUCAGUUUCUGGCCCCGUUCAACAAUAAUUUGGCUGCCAUGGGCGAUGGACCCCAAACCUUGGCCAGCGCCGCCUCGAAUCCGGGGAUCUAUGCAGCUGCCAAUACUCAGGCAGCUGUUUCCAUCAGCGAACUGAUCAAGUCCGGACAGGGAGCGGCGGUAGAGAAGCGUGUGGAGGCCUGGAACCCGUUCGAGGAGGAACAGCCUUUCAGUCAGAUGACCGAAGACCACAUCUUCGAGGCGGAGUUUGACAAAAUCAGGCAGAGGGGCAGUCAAGGGAGCAUUACAGCCAAGUCAGCUUCCACAACUUCCACGCUGACGCCCACGGAACAGAAUGCUAGUUCUGUUGCCAUCACAACAGUUCCAGUUGCUGUCGCUGCUGCCGCACCACCACCUCCACCCAUUACGGCCGCUGUAUCGCCACAUCCCACCCAGGUGGCGGAGGACCCGUUCGGAUCGGCGCCAUUCAGUUUGCCACCCGGACUGCGCGAGAAGGCGACCUCACUGCGCAAAACCGGAGCGAAAUUCAUCGGCACCUCAUCCGGCGUAGGCGUAGGCGUCGGAUUGGUCACGCCCCUCAGCUCGGUAGCCAGCACUGCGCCCCAUUCAUCCAACUCGUCCAAGUGGCUGCUCUCCCCCACCCUGGAGGUGUCCAGCGAGGAGAAGACCUCUCUGAUCAGCAAACUGAAAACGGACUCGGAGUGCGGCCUGCCGGGUGGCGGAGCUGGCGGUGAUGCCGCUGGCUAUGUGAAGCUACCGCUCGAUGAUCGCAACAAGUACGAGAAGCUGCGCAGCAAGGACCAGCCCACUACUGACGACUCUGAUGAUUCCGAGGGCUCUGGCUUCUUCCAGCAAGACAGCGAUGAGGCCGGUGGCGGUGGUGGCGGCGGAAUCUUCAAGCAGAUGCAACUGGUGACCAGCACUCUGCCCGAGACCAUACACAAGAUCCAACAGGUAGCCUAUCACAAGGUGGACAAGACAUCCGCCCACCUGCCGAUCGUCAAGAAGCUGCGCCAAACGACCAAGAAGCCCACAACUGCCGCCCACCAGGCGGCCCAGCAACUGAAUCUCAUGGCCGCCGCCGUGGCUGCCCAGGCCGAGGAGGCGGCGAAGGCGGCGGAAUCUGAUGGUGAUUCCAUUGGAUCGGCCAGUGAUCUGCGGGCGGAGGACGACGACUUGUUCGACGAGAAUCCCCGCCAGACUCAGGCCAAACUGCGGCGCCCCUUGCCCUCGGAAAUGGACGGAAUCAGCGAAUCCGUCAAGACCUGCAGUAGUUCGGCAUACCAUGCCGAGUGCGAGAGCGUGACUACCCACGAGGACGAUGUACGCAGCCGGGUGGUGGUCAAGGUGCGAAUGCGGAAGAAGGACCGCAGUCUCGUGGCGGCUGGAAACGGUGGAGAUCCGAGUGCCCCAUCGGAGGAACUGAGUCCCACGUCCAGCGAUCUGAUUCACAAAUUUGGCGAUCGUCCUCUGCUACUAGACGACGAACUGGACUACGGUUCUGGGGAGAGCAAGAGCAGCGCGGAAUCUCCCCUAGCUGCUCCACUGCCAGAGAUCCCCGGAGACGAGGAGGAGGAUGUGUUCGCCUUGGCGCCGUUCAAGCUACCCGUUGGAGUUCCUUUGAAGAGAAAGAGCAAACCGAAAGCUAAACCCAAACCAGCUGAGCCGGAAAUGUGGACCUCAACGCCUGUGAAGGCUUCGGCACCAGGAGGAGACUCUUCCGCCACGAACUUUGCCAACUUUCCGGCGCAGUUGACGCCCACAAAUCAGACGGCGGAGUCACCGCAGCUGGACGAGUUCAAUGAGCCCAUUUUCAAUCCCUUCCAAGACUCUCAACAGAAGGAGGAGGAUCUGUUUGGCUCGGAGCCCUUUCCGCAGGUAAUUCGCACCAUCGAACAGAACCCGAUGCACCACUUUCCCCCCAGCCACAAUAACAAUAACAACAAUGUGAUCAAAGUGCCCGCCACCACCGGCACUGUCUCCGCCUCUGCAUCCGCCUCCGUUUGUGUUAAUGUUCCUGUACCCGUUACUGCACCCGUAUCCGUGUCCGUGGCUGCGCCACAACUGGUGACCAUAAAUCACUCGAUCAUUAUCAACAAAACGCCAGAGCCGCUGAUGAACCAUCAUCCACUGCUCCCAAAUAACAAUAACAAUAGUAAUCAGAAGUCGAGUGUUGGCGGCACCAGCAGUGUCUAUGUGAAUGUGCCGUCAUCCUAUUCCGCCUCCUCCGCCAGCCAGCCACAGUCCUCGCCGGCUGCUCCGCCUGUGUCUGUACCAGUUCCACCUCCAGCUACCCAUCUCCGACCCCUGCUGCCCAUUGCCGAUAAUACGUUUGUGCAAAUCUCUCAAGAUCGCUGCUCGGAUUUCACGCCCGACGACGAGGAGGAGCCCGUGGUGUUGCGUGGUGCCGAUGUGGUGGCCGACGGAAUGGGAGUACCCGCCAGCGGCAAGCCGAAGAAGGAGAAGUCCCAUUUGGCUGUGAGAGUACUCCCGGGCAAGCUCACCCAGAAGGUCAAGGGUCAUUCGUACAAGAAAGUAAGUGCCGCCGCUUUGGGAUCCACAUCGUCCCUCUCAUCCGGCAGCAAGCAGAAACAUCAAAGGCUCCAGUACCAGUCGCAUGACGAUGAUGACGAUGACGACGCUAGGCAGGAUCAGGAUGAGAACCGAGGUGCCACCAGUCGCAAUUUCCAAUCAAAUACCAUUCAAAAUUCAGCCAAAACCGGAUUCAGUAACAUGAGUUUCGAGGACUUUCCCUCGGACCAGGAGAUGGAUCGCCUCUCCCGAACCAUUCCCUUCGAGGUGGUCCGGAACGAGAAGAUGCUGCUGGAGGCGGAGAAGAAGUUCGGAUCGCUCAAGCGGCGGAACAACCUGUUCUCCUGAAUGCAAAAAAAAAGAGGACCAGAAAGGAUUACCUAUGGAGACCUGAGACUGAGUGUUUCAAAUUAUUAUUUUUUGGCAUUUCGUUUAAGCUUUUCUCCAUUACGUUCCGUUUUUCAAUAUUCAGAUAUAGAAAUCUGUAUUUUUUGAGCCUAGCAAUGUUACACAUAUUACUAUAUAGUAUAUAUA